AUGGCACUCAUUUCGUACAUGAAUCUCGCCAUCCUAUGGGCAUUGGCAUGCCUGGGCGGCCUUUCGGUUGUCGUGAUCUAUCGCUUGUUCUUUCACCCCCUCUCGAAGAUCCCUGGACCCAAACUUGCAGCGAUCUCGCGCCUUUAUGACUUCUAUUAUGAUUGCAUUCAGGGAGGAAAAUUCGUCUUCAAGAUUGAAGAACUCCAUAAACAAUAUGGACCCAUUGUUCGGAUAGGACCCAACGAGGUCCAUAUCCAUGACCCGGAUUUUUUCGAUGAGUUCUACAAUGUGACUAGCCGUCUCGAUAAAGACGCAUGGUACUAUGCUUUCGUUGGGUCGAAAGAUGCUGGCUUUGGUACCGCCAAUGUCGACCUCCAUCGCGCCAGGCGAAAAGCAAUGAGUCGAUUCUUUGCAGCCUCAGCCAUCUCAAACCUGGAAUCAUCUUCGCGAGAAAAAGUAUGCAAGCUCUGCCAACGCCUGAGGAAUAUGCGUGACGAAGGCAAGCCCGUCAAUCUUUCCAAUGCCUUUCGCUGCCUCGCCGCCGACUCUGUCACCAAUUACUGCAUGCCGAAAGCCUUCAAUCUGCUUGAUUCAAUUGACUUCGCAGAUGACUACAACCGGCAGGCUCGUGUCAUCUCCCACAUUGCCGCGUGGCAUCGUCACAUUCCAAUCAUCAUCCCUAUAUUCAUGCGGAUGCCCAGAUGGCUUGUUGCAGCUACCUCCACUGAAGGGGGAGUAAUGGCAUUUGACUUCCAGACGGAUUUGGCGCGACAGGCGGCGGAUGCCGUUCAUGCCGAGAAGCGAAGCGACAAAUCCGUGCUUGAUGGAAUCAUCAACUCAGACGCUAUUCCAGAGAGCGACAAGACCGUCGAUAGGAUAACCCAAGAAGCGCGGACACUGGUUGGUGCUGGAAGCGAGACCACAGGAAAUACUUUGGAGACUAUUACAUUCCACGUUCUCGCCAACCCGGAAAAGCUUCGACGACUGAAGGAAGAAUUGGCCCGUGCAGUUGAGUCGUCCAAGGGUACGGAAGAUCCUUUGACUAACUACAGCACGCUGCAACGCCUGCCUUACCUCACUGCCGUCAUCAAUGAGGGGCUGCGAAUUGCAUGCAGUGUCUCAGGCCGACUUGCGAGAGUGAAUCCUCGACAAGCGUAUACCUACGGAUCGUACGUGUUGCCGCCAGGCACAGUCAUCAGCAUGGCCAUCCGAAGCAAUCAUACCUUUGAGCAAGUGUAUCCCGAACCACUGUCGUUCAAGCCAGAACGGUGGCUGGUGGAGGGGGAGGAGCUGAAAAGGCUAGAGAAAUACUUUGUCCCUUUCGGACGUGGAGGAAGGAGCUGUAUCGGCAAAGAGCUGGCAAUCAUGAAUCUUUAUCUGACCAUUGCAAGUUUUUUUCAUCAGUUCGAUGCUGAACUUUUUGAGACGACGCGGAAGGAUAUUGAGAUUGAGCACGACUACUUUUCUCCAUUUCCGGCUGUCGACUCGAAGGGCUUGCGGGUCAUGCUCAAGUAG
Messenger RNA from Cladophialophora psammophila CBS 110553, 1515 nucleotides. RefSeq lists its product as uncharacterized. The transcript has 4 exons. The record is from RefSeq and is a predicted model, not a curated record. Lineage: Eukaryota; Fungi; Ascomycota; Eurotiomycetes; Chaetothyriales; Herpotrichiellaceae. Gene Ontology annotation, molecular function: oxidoreductase activity, acting on paired donors, with incorporation or reduction of molecular oxygen; monooxygenase activity; heme binding. The coding region runs from base 1 to 1515 and encodes 504 amino acids.